AUGGCGGCCCCGCAGAUAUUUGUCGACGUACAUACUGCCCGUAUAUGUGAGGAGGUCGAGCGAAUGCAUAUCCGCAAACAAGCCGAAACAUGCGCCCAGAUCUAUCCAGAGCAAAAAAUGUCUAUUUGGCAGCCUCCCAAGGGCGGAAUUGGAAUUCUGACCUUACCCAUCUUGAAGGGAAAGCUUAAUCGGGCCGUUGGAUGUGGGAGUGACGGUCCAAUCCAGGAAGAUGAUUUGAGAGAGCUUGAGUCGAUCUUUGCUACUAUUGGUCUGGGGUGUGAGAUCCACCUCAGCCCUUUUGCAUCGGCCCCGAAGGCAUUGCUUUCUCGAGGAUACACCGAGAGGGCAGUCCUCAGUACCUACUGGUAUAAUGUCAGGGAAUGGGCUAUGGCUAUUCCGGACCGCUUCAGUGACAUUGUGGUGCGGCUUGCAGAACCCUACGAAACGAAGCAAUUCAUCGAGGCAUCCAUCGCUGGCUUCCAAAGCACGGGUCGCUCCAGAGAAUUGCUUGGGACUCUUGCAGAGCUGGCAGUUCGAAGGAAGGAUAUGUUGUUUUUUGCUGAAGUGGACGGCCAGGUUGCAGGCACCGCUGCGAUGGCGACCAUAGAUACCCCAGAUGGUAGAGUUGCCCAUUUUUAUCUAGAUAGUACCAUUGAGAGCUUUCGUGGACAAGGCGUUCAACUGGCUUUGAUUCAAGAGCGGCUUCGGACCUCCCACCAGCUUAAGUUGGAGAUGGCAACUUCGAUCACCCAAGCUGGGGGCGGCAGUGCACGUAACGCAGCGCGAGCUGGGUUCAGAGGGGCUUACAUAACCCCGAUCUUUGUUGGACCUCGAGCAUCCUAA
Molecule: messenger RNA, 843 nt
Organism: Penicillium longicatenatum
Lineage: Eukaryota; Fungi; Ascomycota; Eurotiomycetes; Eurotiales; Aspergillaceae
Exons: 1
Coding region: 1-843 (280 amino acids)
Molecular function (GO): acyltransferase activity, transferring groups other than amino-acyl groups
Source: RefSeq, a predicted model, not a curated record